Exophiala oligosperma is the source of this 693-nucleotide messenger RNA. RefSeq lists its product as uncharacterized. The transcript is spliced from 2 exons. NCBI's taxonomy places the organism in Eukaryota, Fungi, Ascomycota, Eurotiomycetes, Chaetothyriales, Herpotrichiellaceae. Bases 1 to 693 code for a protein of 230 amino acids. The record is from RefSeq and is a predicted model, not a curated record.
AUGUCGUUUCCACCAGCGUCUACCGUCAAUCAACAACGGCCCACGAUGACAACAAACAAUGUCCAUCCACAACGACAACGACAACGACGUGAAGAUACCAUGUCACUAGAUCACCGCCCCGGUGCCAACACCGCCACGGACGAAGGAGCCGGGAAACCUCACGAGAACAAAGAUGACGACAACGGCGACAACCUUUUCCCCGACAGUCAUGAUUUGCUCUUCAUUGGCCAUAUGCUAGCCGGGUUCAAUGAGUGGCAACUAUUCGACACCGACACCGACAUCGACGCAGACACCGGCACGGACAUGACAAACUCAAUGACAUCGACAACAACAACAACAACAACAACAACAACAACAACAACAACAACAACAACAACAACAACGACCACGAGACGAGUCCGAGCGCCACUUGACGUCGCCAUGAGCCACCUUACCCUUCGAGACUCGGAUACGAUGACAACGACACCACCCGAGGCAACAACGCCUGUGGUGCCCGGAUCGGCAACGAUACAAGCCCGGCGACCACCGCUUGACGCACACACCAGAACCAUCCACAUCGUCGACGUCGACGUCGACGACGGCAUCGACGACGACGACAAGAGCGACAGCAACAAGUCGCCAACCAUCACCAUCAUCAUGCGCAUCGACCUUGACAACACCACCCGUCCGAACGACUCCCCAGAUGAUUUGUGA